UGCUACGUUACGUGCGCUUCCUCCCUCCCUCCCUCCCUCCCUCCCUUUCCUCGGUGCAGGUGUUGUGUUAUUAUUGAUUGAAGUUAUUGCAGAAGAAGCCAGGGGGCCGGCCGUUGAAAGGCAAAGCCGGUGCCCAUUUUCCUCUUUUUGAAACCAUUAAUGGCCGCUAUACAGUCAUCCAUAGCAGUACAACUACAAAUAUAUGUUAUUUAUCCAUGUUAUUUAUAGCUAAACUUAUCCAAACAAAGUAGUGGAGUUUUGGUAACUGGAGGUCAUUUGGAGCGUCAACCAAACCAAUUCUGUGUGAGCGUAUCUGUUGCACGCGGUAGAUGCUUUGGGUUAUUGUUUUCGGGAGUUGAUUAGGACAGGAUUAGGGUUCGGUUGGGUUUGUGAGGUGGCUGAUGGAGCAGGGGGAACUGGACGACAUAAUCCGACGGCUUCUGGACGCGAAGAACAGCAGGACUCCUAAGCAGGUUCAGCUCACCGAGUCUGAGAUUAGGAAGCUAUGCAUGACUUCUAAGGAGAUCUUCAUCGGUCAACCGAAUCUCUUAGAAUUGGAGGCACCUAUCAAGAUUUGUGGUGAUAUCCAUGGUCAGUAUACUGACCUUCUCCGAUUGUUUGAGUAUGGUGGUUUUCCUCCUGCAGCAAACUAUCUAUUUCUGGGUGAUUAUGUAGACCGUGGUAAACACAGCAUAGAGACCAUAUGCUUACUCCUGGCUUACAAAAUCAAAUUCCCAGAAAACUUCUUCCUUUUGAGAGGGAACCAUGAGUGUGCUUCAAUUAAUCGAAUCUACGGCUUCUAUGACGAGUGCAAGCGGCGAUUCAAUGUUCGCCUCUGGAAGAUAUUCACUGAUUGCUUCAACUGCCUUCCUGUGGCUGCACUCAUUGACGAGAAGAUCCUCUGCAUGCAUGGAGGACUUUCACCAGACAUGAAUAGCUUGGAUCAGGUUCGCAACAUUGCUCGCCCUGUUGACGUGCCUGACCAGGGCCUCCUUUGUGAUUUGCUUUGGGCUGAUCCUGACAAAGAAAUUGAGGGCUGGGGUGAAAAUGACAGAGGUGUUUCGUACACAUUUGGGGCUGACAAGGUUGCCGAGUUCUUGAACAAGCAUGACCUUGAUCUCAUCUGCCGUGCCCACCAGGUUGUGGAAGAUGGGUAUGAGUUUUUUGCAAAGAGGCAGCUUGUGACCAUAUUUUCGGCACCUAACUAUUGUGGGGAGUUUGACAAUGCGGGUGCUAUGAUGAGUGUUGAUGAGAGUUUGAUGUGCUCAUUUCAAAUCCUAAAGCCAACCGAGAAAAAGGGAAAGAUGGGAUUUAGUAACAACACAUCAAAACCAGGGACGCCACCACGAAAGGUUAAUACAAAAUAGUUACUACUAAUGGUCACAGCUCACCAACAUUUUCAGCUGUUUUUAUUGAUGGUGCUUAGGGUGGCAAGGGAUGAUUGGCAGUUCAGUGUGACAUGCAAUUGGGAUUCGAGCUACCACAUACAGUCAGUUGUGGAAAGACGGCACGGUUCGGGGAUGAUGAGAUCCUGUCUGCCUACGUCAAUACUGGCCAUGGGCAUUUUGGCAUUUACUUAUAAUAGCACUGUCCUUGUUUUAUUAUGACUGUAAAAUAUGCAUGAUUCCUUGAGAACAAGGGAUGUCUCUGAGGGCCCUCUCGUGAAUUGUCUUUAAAGAUGAGAAGGCAUAGAAACAUAAAGCAAAUCUGAAACAGGUAAAGGGAUCUUAAGCUAAAAUAGACAAAAACUGAUUGGUGUACUUUGGUUGCCAUUAACUUGCUGGUAAGUGUAUGAGACGGUUAAUUACACAGAGCUCUCUUUUUAAGAUUGUGUUAUCUUUGUUAAGGAUGUGCUGACCUAUUUGGCUGCUGGCACGCAAAGGUAGCAUGAGAAAAUGAGAUCCAGCCCUCUUCCUGGUUU
Messenger RNA from Amborella trichopoda, 1921 nucleotides. RefSeq names its product serine/threonine-protein phosphatase PP1. Gene Ontology annotation, cellular component: nucleus; cytoplasm. Gene Ontology annotation, molecular function: protein serine/threonine phosphatase activity. NCBI's taxonomy places the organism in Eukaryota, Viridiplantae, Streptophyta, Magnoliopsida, Amborellales, Amborellaceae. The record is from RefSeq and is a predicted model, not a curated record.